Messenger RNA from Prunus persica (peach), 579 nucleotides. Its product is annotated as NDR1/HIN1-like protein 3. The coding region runs from base 1 to 579 and encodes 192 amino acids. The transcript has a single exon. The record is from RefSeq and is a predicted model, not a curated record. NCBI's taxonomy places the organism in Eukaryota, Viridiplantae, Streptophyta, Magnoliopsida, Rosales, Rosaceae.
AUGUCUAAAUGCAUCGGCAUUAUUUUAAGCACCAUUGGUACACUAGUUGUUCUUGGAGCCAUCAGUGGUUUGAUAUCCUAUCUUGUUUUCAAUGGUCGUACUAAACACAUCAGGUACGAGGUGUUCGAUGCCUCCUUCACCCAGUUUGAGUUGGCCAACAACAACAUCACUCUCCAAUACAACCUAGCCAUCAAUGCAUCCGCUACAAACCCUAACAAGAAGGGUGCCUACCACUUUGAGCAGGUUAUGACCGUUGCAUAUUUCGGGUCUAAGAAGAACAUUUUGUCAGCCAGCACUUUUGAGCGGUUCGAUCUACCCCACAACAGAGUGGCUUAUUUGGCUUCAUCGGAGAACCAGGCGUUGCGGCUGGAUCUUACGGCCGAUGAGGUUUCGAAGCUGAGGAGCGCUACGGUUUUCGAUCUGUUGUGGGUCGCCAGUGGUAGAAGUUCGACCAAGCUUGGUAGAAGACGUGCGCAUUUUAAUUACAACGCCAUCUGCUAUUUGAGGGUCCCUUUGAUCUCCGACGGAAAAUUUGCUCAACGUUUUAACGUUACCAUGUGCACUGUCCACAAACAUUAA